Naumovozyma dairenensis CBS 421 is the source of this 954-nucleotide messenger RNA. RefSeq names its product MIND complex subunit MTW1 (gene MTW1). Gene Ontology annotation, cellular component: chromosome, centromeric region; nucleus. Gene Ontology annotation, biological process: mitotic cell cycle; protein localization to kinetochore; mitotic sister chromatid segregation. The record is from RefSeq and is a predicted model, not a curated record. Lineage: Eukaryota; Fungi; Ascomycota; Saccharomycetes; Saccharomycetales; Saccharomycetaceae. The transcript has a single exon. The coding region runs from base 1 to 954 and encodes 317 amino acids.
AUGGCGGCGCCUACUAUGGAAUCAACGUCAAUAUUGACUAGCUUUCUACAAUAUCCACCGGUAUCUUUGGUUGACGAUAUAAUUAAUGCUGUCAAUGAAAUAAUGUAUCGAUGUACCGCUGCCAUGGAAAAGUAUUUAAUAAGGAAGAGUAUAGUUCAAGGGAAAGAUUAUACUGAAGAGAUUAAGAUCGGGAUGGCUAAACUGGAAACUCUUUUGGAAUAUUCCGUCGAUAAAAAUUUCGAUAAAUUGGAACUGUAUAUUUUAAGAAAUGUGCUACGAAUACCACAAGACUUAUUAGAUACAAAGAAAGAUGUGUUUAGGUUACCAUACCAACGAGGUCUCGUUAUAGUAAACGAGAGAGAACAAAGAAAGAAUGAACUAGAAUUUCAAGAUACUGUACUGAAAAUUGAAGAAGAAUUCUCUAAAAAUAUUAAACUAAAAUCAGAAAUUAUAAAAGUUAAGAAACUCAUUAUCAAAGUGAAAAAAUUCAAGAACUUAGUACAAAUGAUGAUUCACUGUAAUAAGGAUGAAACGAAAUAUACAGAAAUCUUUAAUUCUUUAAAACCAUUAGAUGAUACCAUGAAAUUCUUAACAAAUCAAUUACAGCAAUUGUAUAUCGAUAGUGAGGAAAAUUGUUCUACAGAAGAAAUCAUGAAUAUAUUGGGAGGGAAAACGGCAUUGAAACAGAAGGAAGACGAAGUUCCUGACAGUAUGAUAAAUAAUGAACAGACAGAUAUUCUAUCUGCCCCUAGACCGAACUCCCGUUCACAAUAUAUCGAAUCAGCUACGCAAACGAUUUUAAAUUCCAUAAGGAGACAAAUAGGCGAAAUCAAUAUUAAAAGCAAUACAAUAGCAGUAGCUAUAGAUGAAAUGAAAAAUACAAGGAAAGAUACUAACGAAUUUGAAGUUGUUGUAGAAGAUGCUGAUGUUACAUUACUUAAGAAGAUAGAAUAA